CGCUGUUCGAUCGUGGUGGUGUUAAUCAGCAGCCAAUCACAAGCCCGGUAAUACCCGGAAGCAAAGAAGUCAAUGGCCGAACAUCUUCACGACAACAGCUUCUACAGCCUCUCUUGUCCACAUAACCAAUUGAACGCAACGCUUCAAACGUCACAAUGUCGGCUAUCGGAAAGAACUUCUACAACCUCUUCGUCCGCAGGAAUUAUGUCUUCCUCGGAACGGUCUUCGCUGGCGCUUUCGCUUUCGAGAUGACCUUCGACUCCGUUACCGACUCGCUCUGGGAUAAGAUCAACAAGGGCAGACAAUGGAAGGACAUCCGCGCAAAGUAUGUCGAGGCUGGCGACGAGGAGUAAA
This is a messenger RNA of Pseudogymnoascus verrucosus, 354 nucleotides long. RefSeq lists its product as uncharacterized. Gene Ontology annotation, biological process: mitochondrial electron transport, ubiquinol to cytochrome c. Lineage: Eukaryota; Fungi; Ascomycota; Leotiomycetes; Thelebolales; Thelebolaceae. The transcript has 5 exons. Bases 156 to 353 code for a protein of 65 amino acids. The record is from RefSeq and is a predicted model, not a curated record.